AUGAUUGGAUUGCAAGGGAUAGGGGGAGCAGGCAAAACUUCAAUUGCAAAAGAAGUGGCUCAUAAACUAAAAGAAUCUAACUCGAUUGACAAAUUCAUCUUUCUCAUUGUCUCCAAGCCUCCUGAUUUUAAAAAGACUCAUGAUGAACUUGCAAAAGGUUUAGAUUUGAAGUUAGAGGAAGUGAAUGAAGAAGAACUCUCAAAUAUAAUAUGGUCCAGAAUCAUUAAAAUGGAUGAAAAGCUGCUUAUAAUACUAGAUGAUGUGUGGGAAAAGUUUGAUUUGAUAAGAAACUUGGGGAUUCCAUCUAAACAUCAAUACAAGGGCUAUAAGUUAUUGAUAACUAGUCGUAAUUUACGAGUUUGCACAGAAAUGGGAUGCCAAACGAUUGAACUACAGAAGGUGAUGGAUGAAGAGGCAUUGAGUCUUUUUGAAACACAUGCUGCUAGUAAUAGUUCCUCUUAUGGUUUGAAGGGCAUGCCACAAAAAAUUGUGAAGCAUUGUGGAGGAGUAUUAGUUGGAAUUGUAGCAAUAGCAAGAGUGUUGAAAAAUCAGCCUACCUCAGUUUGGAAGGAUGCUUUGAAAACCUUGGAAGACCAUGGUGUUGAUCAAAAUUUGAAAGAGGCUUAUAAAUGCCUCAAGCUAAGCUAUGAUAACUUGGAAAAUCAAAGGGCCAAAGAGCUCCUUUUGAUAUCUUCUUUGUCCCCCAAGUAUUGUGAAAUUCCUAUAGAACUCUUAAUGAAAAUCUGUUUAGGAUUAGGGCUUUUCAAAGAAAAUGACAACUAUCAUUUAAAAAGAAGUAAAGUGCAUGGAGCUAUAACGGAACUCAUAGAUUCCUCUUCAUUGUUGCAUGUCUCAGAGGCAACAUUUAAGCAACUUGUCAGAAGAGCUGAACUUCUUGUCUUGGAAGGAGAGGAUGCACAAAGAAUAUGCAAAAAUCUUAUCCUUGAUAUUGUUGCAAUAGGCAAGGGAGGCAUGAUGAAUGAUUUGAUUGUUCUUGAUUUGAGCUCAUGUCCUACCAUGGAGUGCUCCAUAGAAACUAAAGAUCAUGAUUAUUCUGGUGUCGCUGCUUUUUCUAAUCUGGUCGGAAUACAUCUCUCUAAAGUAGGUGUUGAAGAUUUAUGUCAGGGUCCUCUACCAUCUGGCUUUUUGGAGCAAUUAGAUAUUAUGAAGUUGAAGGAGUGUCAUAGACUAAAGGCCUAG
This is a messenger RNA of Neltuma alba, 1200 nucleotides long. Its product is annotated as disease resistance protein SUMM2-like. Bases 1 to 1200 code for a protein of 399 amino acids. The transcript has 2 exons. Gene Ontology annotation, molecular function: ADP binding. Lineage: Eukaryota; Viridiplantae; Streptophyta; Magnoliopsida; Fabales; Fabaceae. The record is from RefSeq and is a predicted model, not a curated record.